This is a messenger RNA of Ixodes scapularis (black-legged tick), 1219 nucleotides long. It is a transcript of the gene P32, whose product is annotated as complement component 1 Q subcomponent-binding protein, mitochondrial. Gene Ontology annotation, biological process: cytosolic ribosome assembly. The transcript has 6 exons. Lineage: Eukaryota; Metazoa; Arthropoda; Arachnida; Ixodida; Ixodidae. Bases 207 to 1019 code for a protein of 270 amino acids. The record is from RefSeq and is a predicted model, not a curated record. Gene Ontology annotation, cellular component: mitochondrial matrix.
GGCGCAAGCUACCGUCUGUUAUAAAGGGUACAGCUAUUAUUAUUUAUCCAUCCAUCUAUUUUGUCUUGAUAAGUUCAAAUAGCCUGUAGCCGUAGCCAGCUGGACUUGCCGGAUUACGAACUUCCGGAACUUUCGCACGUUUUUCCAGGUUUUCCUCGCUUUUCUAGGCUUACGUCUCACGUCGGAGAUUAGCUGUGCGCUUCGCGAUGUCUGUGAGCGUAAUUGGCAAUAUUUCGCGGCUUUUGUCGCGCUCAGCAAAGUCGAACACCUUCGUGGCUGCGCUCAAGUCUGUUCGGAGCGACAGCUACUCUCUGAGAUCUUUCUCGAGCCUCGUGUCUCGGUCGUCGGCAUGCCGGCAUGCCUUGAAGGCCUCCAGCGUGCUGCGAACGCCGACGGCGAGAUGCAGCCAGGCUAUCACCAAGGGGGACCAGGAACUGGCUGAAUUCCUUCAGGAGGAGAUUGAAGCCGAAAAGAAAGCGAGGAAGACGCAGCAGCUCCCAAAGAUAGAAGGGUUUGAUGUGAAGCUGGAUGGAGCUGAAGUCACACUCACCAGAAAAUUCAACAACGAAACGGUCACUGUGCACUUGAAUGUGAACCAUUCUGUUGAUGCUGAGGAUGCUGAUGAAUUCAGCACAAGCCAGGAGAAAGCUCCGGAACCUGGAGAGAUGAAGUCCAAGCCCAACUUCAAUGUGGAGAUUGAGCAGAAUGGCAAGAAGCUGUUCUUCAGUUGCACCUUCAACGAGGGUCCCGGAGCCGAGGAGCAGUCGCAGGACACUUACAAUGACAACUUUGGUGUCACGGAGUUUUCAAUCUACGAAGGAGAGUUGACGGACGCUGUCUACACAGUCUCUGGUGAUAUUAUGGAUGGGUACCUUUACGACCUGCUGAUGAAUAUGCUGGAAGAGCGUGGGAUCUCCGGAGAAUUUGCAGACAGCCUGGUGACCUUCUGCACUUCGUACGAACACAGCCUGUACAUUGGCCUGCUGGAACAACUGAAGGGCUACGUUUCCCAGAAGUAGGAAGGAGGCAGCUCCCAUCCAGAAUUGAUGCUGGGGACAGUUUUCCCCAUCGCCCCCCCGUGUAGAUAUGCCGUUGCCCCUGGCUGAGUUCCAUGUUCCAUUGUUAGCCCUUUCAUAGCCUUACUUUCUGUUUUUGAUACAGUGUAUUGGUGGAGAAAUGCUUUGUAAGGAAGCAUUAAAUAAACCUUGCUGGAUGAGGA